UUACGAAAUGAAAUUAAAAAAUGUUACAAAAGUUAAGGGCAAACGAGACGUGGGCACCGAUGGAGCUACACAGAAAAUAUCACAGAUGACAGUUUCUCAAUUGUCGAACGAUGUGAUAUGGGAGGUUGCCUCCAAAUAUUGGUCACCCGAUUCCCAGAACCAUAUGCCCUAUAAUCCGGAUAUCAUUAAAGAUAUUUAUCGUGCAGAAAUUUUGGAACAUCCCAAUUCAACGAGGCGUAUUGUUAUGUUGGAGUUUAGCCAGUAUUUGGAACAAUACUUAUGGCCGAACUAUAAACGUGAUGAUGCCUCACAUAGCCAUGUUAUGUCCAUUGUUUAUAUGGUAAAUGAAAAGUUUCGUGAACGUGUUGAAGUAUGGAAUACAUUUGAACAAAAAUCUGAGGAGUUCCCAGCAUUCUUCCGGCAAGUACUGGAAAAAUGUUUAGAUAAUUCGGGCCAGACUAAAGUGCGUGAGAAAACGGCAUUGUUGGUGUUUUUAAAUCACUGUUUCAAUAGUAUGGAAAUUGAGUUGUGUCGGAAUCAAGUGAAGCGUUUGGUUUCACUUUCGAUGUGGAGUUGUUUGCAACCAAAACGCUUGGAGCAAGAGCUACGUGAAACUCCCGAAUGGAAGCGCUAUUGGAAGAAGCUUCAGAAAAAAGAGAAAAAUGAGAAGAAACCCGAAGUAGAAUGGGAACGUCAUUUUCUACAAAAUUUAAUUAAACAAUUUCUAAAUAUUUUGGAAAGUUUGCCACUGGAUGGUCCCAUCGAUCCAAGCAUUCUGCAAUAUUGUGAAAGAUUUUUAGAGCUUAUGAUUGAUUUGGAAGCGUUGUUGCCGACAAGACGUUUCUUUAAUACUGUAUUGGAUGAUACGCAUUUGCUGGUGCGUGCACAAAUUUGCAAUUUGGUACAACGACCAGAGGGAAAACUUUUUGGACAGCUUUUGGAUAUGUUAAAAUUCUAUAGCCGGUUUGAAAUCAAUGAUGUUACCGGUGACUCAUUAACCGAUCAUGAUAUGACUCAGAUACAUUAUAAGAAAAUUACAUCACUACAAAGAGCUGCAUUUGCCAAAUUUCCCGAUUUGAAAUUAUUUGCCCUUUCCAAUGUGGCCAGUGUUGAUACACGUGAUGCAUUGGAAAGUCACUUUGGCAGCUUAGAUGAAAAAGCUCUCAAGCAAAUAGCCAGCUUCCUAAAUUUGGUGCCAGAUGAUUUGAAACCACCAUUCGAUUGGUAUCGUUUGGAUGAGGCAUUCCUUAAGGAAUUGUUAAUAACCCGCCACGAACGUCGCUGUUCCCAAUUGGAUGCGCUAAAUGAAAUGCCUCUCUAUCCCACUGAAGAUGUAAUAUGGGAUGAAAAUGUUGUGCCAACGGAAUAUUUUUCCGGUGAUGGCUGUUUGGCACUGCCUAAAUUGAAUUUACAGUUUCUCACACUGCAUGAUUAUUUGUUGCGGAAUUUCAAUCUAUUUCGUUUGGAAUCUACUUAUGAAAUUCGACAAGAUAUUGAAGAUGCGGUUAGCCGCAUGUUGCCAUGGCAAUCGGAAGAUGGUGGUGUUGUAUUUGGUGGUUGGGCCCGUAUGGCUUUGCCCAUUGCCUCAUUUGCUGUGGUUGAAGUGGCAAAGCCGCAUAUUGGUGAGAAGAAACCAUCGAGAGUAAGAGCAGAUAUUUCGGUGACAUUAUCGGUGCGCAAAGAAAUCAAAGAAGAAUGGGAAAAUCUACGAAAGCAUGAUGUGUGUUUUUUGAUAACGGUUAAGCCACAAGUACCAUAUGGUACCAAAUACAAUCCUCGAGAACCAUUUAUACCCCAAGUAGGUUUGGUCUAUGUACGUGGUUGUGAAAUUGAGGGCAUGUUGGAUGCCAAUGGCCGUGUCAUCGAAGAUGGUCCAGAUCCCCGACCCCAAUUGCCGGGUGAAAACCGAACCUAUCGUGUUUGGUUGGAUUGCAAUCAAUAUCGCUUGGAUAUGGACUCUCUGCAAGAGGGCGGCGAUGAUGUCUAUGAAAGUUUUAAUAUUUUAAUGCGUCGCAAACCCAAGGAAAAUAAUUUCAAGGCCGUCUUGGAAACUAUACGUCAUUUAAUGAACACCGAAUGUGUUGUUCCUUCAUGGUUACAUGAUAUAUUAUUGGGCUAUGGUGAUCCCAGUGCGGCGCAUUAUUCCAAAAUGCCAAAUCAGGAGCGUUCUUUGGAUUUCAAUGAUACAUUCCUUUCCUAUCAACAUGUGUUGGACAGUUUUCCCGAUUACCAAUUAAAAUGUGAUGUGCCUGAAGACAAACGCGUUCCACCAUUUCGUUUGGUGUUUGAAGAUGUGCCAGAAUCUAAAGAGUCGAAUGAAAAUGGCGAAAACCAUGCUCAAACGGAAGAAAGUAAAGUAAUUUCUGUUCAAACCUAUCAAAUACAAAAUCGUGGACCGUAUUUGGAAAAUAAACCCAAACAAAAUACGAUACGUUUUACACCCACACAAAUCGAAGCCAUUAGAGCCGGCAUGCAACCUGGUUUAACGGUGGUAGUGGGUCCCCCAGGUACUGGUAAGACAGAUGUUGCCGUACAAAUCAUAUCGAAUAUUUAUCACAAUCAUCCAAAUCAACGCACCUUAAUUGUAACCCAUUCGAAUCAGGCCCUCAAUCAAUUGUUUGAAAAAAUUAUGGCCUUGGAUAUUGACGAACGGCAUUUGCUGCGUUUGGGUCAUGGCGAGGAGGCGCUGGAAACAGAAAAGGACUUCAGUCGCUAUGGACGUGUUAAUUAUGUUUUGGCCAAACGUUUGGAUCUUUUGAAUCAAGUACAAAAGCUACAAGAAUCCAUGCAGGUUACCGGGGACAAUGCCUAUACUUGUGAAACUUCCGGAUAUUUUUAUCUCUACCAAGUAAUGGCCCGUUGGGAAAAGUUUCAAAAUGAAGUUAUACAAAUGGCCAAGGAUGAAAACUCUGACACAUGGCGUAAAUUUUUCGAGGAGAACUAUCCAUUUAAUAAAUUCUUCGCUGAUGCGCCACAGCCCUUAUUUAAGGGUGAUACUUUUGAUGAUUAUAUGGAAAUUGCCAAAUCAUGUUUCCGUUACAUUUCGCACAUAUUUACCGAACUAGAAGAGUUUAGGGCCUUUGAAUUGCUGCGCACAGGUUUAGAUCGUUCCAAAUAUUUAUUGGUGAAAGAAGCCAAGAUUAUUGCCAUGACCUGUACCCAUGCAGCAUUGAAACGUAAAGAAUUGGUAAAUCUUGGAUUCCGCUACGAUAACAUACUAAUGGAAGAAGCAGCACAAAUUCUUGAAAUUGAGACCUUUAUACCGCUGUUGCUACAAAACCCCAUGGAUGGUUUUAAUCGUUUGAAACGUUGGAUAAUGAUUGGAGAUCAUCAUCAAUUGCCUCCUGUUAUUAAAAAUAUGGCAUUUCAAAAAUAUUCCAAUAUGGAACAAAGUCUCUUUACGAGGCUGGUGCGUUUGGGAGUACCGACUGUUGACUUAGAUGGUCAGGGUCGUGCUCGUUCGGAAAUUUGUUCUCUUUAUAAAUGGCGUUACAAAAAAUUGGAUGACCUUUCACAUAUUUUGGAGAAGGAGGAAUAUCGUCGAUCAAAUGCAGGACUUCGCUAUGAAUAUCAACUUAUUAAUGUUGAUGAUUUUAAUGGUGUCGGUGAAACAGAACCCAAUCCAUAUUUCUAUCAAAAUCUCGCUGAGGCUGAAUAUAUUGUGGCUGUAUUUAUGUAUAUGCGCCUGUUGGGAUAUCCGGCGGACAAAAUUUCGAUUCUAACCACCUACAAUGGACAAAAGCAUUUAAUACGUGAUGUUAUCAAUGUCAGAUGUGGCAAUAACCCCUUAAUUGGUUGGCCCCAUAAGGUGACCACAGUGGAUAAAUAUCAAGGUCAACAAAACGAUUAUAUACUCAUCUCAUUGGUGAGGACAAAGGCAGUGGGCCACAUACGUGAUGUACGACGUUUGGUGGUGGCUAUGAGUCGUGCCAGAUUGGGUUUAUAUAUUUUUGGCAGAGUAGGACUGUUCAAGAAUUGUCUAGAACUGCAGCAGACCUUUAAAUUGUUAACAAAACGUUCACAAAAACUACAACUUGUGGAAAAUGAAACAUAUCCCACCGAACGAAAAACCAAUGAAAAUCCAGCAGAAGAUACUAUUAAAACAAUGGAGAAUAUGACACAAAUGGCUCAGUACGUGUAUCAAAUGUAUUGUAAAAAAUUGGAAACAAUUAAGGAUCAGUUGCCUAAAGAGUCGGCUGAUACAGAGAUGUAUGCAAAUAUACCCACAGAAGAUUCCAACAAUGAGGGAGGGGAUGGAGAAGAAGGAAACGAAAUGGCCAAUAUGGAAAUAUAUGAGCCACCAGCGAAAAAGGCCAAUAAGGAUGCAACAAAUAAAGACAAAAAUUCCACAGCCAGCAAUAAAACAUUUAAACCCACACCCAUUGUAAAUGAAAUUGAUGUAGACGAAGAGGAAGAAGAACAGCAACAAACACAAGAGGAAGAGAAAAAUACAAGUGCUGGCAAAACUUCAGAAGAGGCAUAA
Messenger RNA from Musca vetustissima, 4483 nucleotides. RefSeq names its product RNA helicase aquarius. Gene Ontology annotation, biological process: mRNA splicing, via spliceosome. Lineage: Eukaryota; Metazoa; Arthropoda; Insecta; Diptera; Muscidae. Gene Ontology annotation, cellular component: catalytic step 2 spliceosome. The transcript has 8 exons. Gene Ontology annotation, molecular function: helicase activity; mRNA binding. The record is from RefSeq and is a predicted model, not a curated record. Bases 8 to 4483 code for a protein of 1491 amino acids.